Puccinia triticina is the source of this 249-nucleotide messenger RNA. RefSeq lists its product as uncharacterized. The transcript has 2 exons. NCBI's taxonomy places the organism in Eukaryota, Fungi, Basidiomycota, Pucciniomycetes, Pucciniales, Pucciniaceae. Bases 1 to 249 code for a protein of 82 amino acids. The record is from RefSeq and is a predicted model, not a curated record.
AUGCUAACCCAACUGUUCCCCUCAGACCUUGCCAAGUUUGGAAUGCGCGCAGUCAUCUGCAUGUUCAAGCCCCCAGUUGCCCUCAUCAAUCCCAUUCCCGCCAACCAGCUCCAGCGAACACCUUCCAGAGCUGCCUCCAUCAAUGGGUUGCUCUACUCCAUCUGUUUUAGCUCAUCCAGCAGGUCAACCAAAGCUCAGUCCUCAGAGGUCUUGUCCAUGCUGAUGACCGGGAAGUCCAAAGAAGCUUGA